This is a messenger RNA of Pteropus alecto (black flying fox), 2642 nucleotides long. It is a transcript of the gene VAT1, whose product is annotated as vesicle amine transport 1. NCBI's taxonomy places the organism in Eukaryota, Metazoa, Chordata, Mammalia, Chiroptera, Pteropodidae. The record is from RefSeq and is a predicted model, not a curated record. Bases 1 to 1203 code for a protein of 400 amino acids. Gene Ontology annotation, molecular function: zinc ion binding; oxidoreductase activity. The transcript has 6 exons.
AUGUCAGCCGAGAGAGAAGUAGCAGAGGCAGCCGUCGUGGUGGCGGCGGCCGAGGCUGGGGCCGGAGAAGACGCCUCUUCGCAGCCCCCGGAUGGCAAAGCAGCCAGCGAUGCCCAGCCACCCAAGGCCUCCGAGGAGGCCGCCGCCGCGUCGCCUCCGCAGUUGCGUUGCCUGGUGCUCACAGGAUUCGGAGGCUACGACAAGCUGAAGCUGCAGACCCGGCCGGCCGCGCCCCCGGCCCCUGGGCCCGGCCAUCUGACGUUGCGCGUUCGAGCCUGCGGGCUCAACUUCUCUGACCUUCUGGCUCGGCAGGGGCUGCAUGACAGGCUGCCGCCGCCGCCCCUCACUCCGGGCAUGGAAGGCGCGGGAGUCGUGAUCGCGGUGGGCGAGGGCGUCAAUGACCGUAUGGUAGGGGACCGGGUGAUGGUGUUUAUCCGGUCAGGCAUGUGGCAGGAGGAGGUGACUGUGCCCUCAACCAACACCUACCUUAUGCCUGAGACCAUGACCUUUGAGGAAGCUGCUGCUUUGCUGGUCAAUUACAUCACAGCCUACAUGGUCCUUUUUGACUUCGGCAACCUACAGCCUGGCCACAGUGUCUUGGUACACAUGGCUGCAGGGGGUGUGGGUAUGGCUGCCUUGCAGCUGUGCCGUACAGUGGAGAAUGUGACAGUGUUCGGAACGGCCUCGGCCAGCAAACACGAGGUGCUGAGGGAGAAUGGGGUCACAUACCCCAUUGACUACCAUACGACUGACUAUGCAGAUGAGAUCAAGAAGAUCUCCCCCAAAGGAGUGGACAUCGUCAUGGACCCUUUAGGUGGGUCAGAUACUGCCAAGGGCUAUAACCUCCUCAAACCAAUGGGCAGAGUGGUCAUCUAUGGAAUGGCCAACAUGCUGACAGGCCCCAAGCGGAACCUGAUGGCCUUGGCACGCACAUGGUGGAAUCAGUUCAGUGUGACAGCUCUGCAGCUGCUACCAGCCAACCGGGCUGUGUGUGGCUUCUACCUGGCCUCCCUGAAUGAUGAGGGGGAGUUGGUCAGUGGUGUGGUGGCCCGCCUCCUGGCUCUGUACAACCAGGGCCACAUCAAACCCCACAUUGACUCCGUGUGGCCCUUCGAGAAGGUGGCGGAUGCCAUGAGGCAGUUGCAAGAGAAGAAGAAUGUGGGCAAAGUCAUCCUGGUGCCUGGGCCAGAGAAGGAGAACUAGGGCGGGGGCUGGGAGACCCUCGGGACCCGGGAAGAGAGAAGCUGGGAAGCCGCAUUCUGCUGGCCAGCAGACCCUUGAAUUUAUCCUCUACCAUAAUGCUCUGCCCUCUCUCCCCCAACUGUCUCCGUGGUGAUGACCUCUUCCCCCAUCCUGUUCUUUCUCUUUAGUCAGGGCUGCCCCCUCCCUCCUUCCUUCCCUAUGAAGAGGUUGGGAAGUGACCACUUGGAUGUCUGGGCCCUGCCAAGGGGACAGGGAGGGUUAGAGGGAGGCCGGCUGCUUCCUGACCCCACCCUUUCCCCCGGGCCUGCUGUGCUGCUUUUGUGCCAAGGCUAGCCAGUCCCUUCCCAUCUUGUUCUGCGUGCUUCCGCCUCUGCCUCAUCUCCCCUCCUGCUUCUGCCCCACCACCUCCCCAAAGAAGUGAAAUGUCAGCUCAGGAUAUGGGGCCAAUCUGUGUGAGUCCAGCAUGUCCCUUCAACCCGAGCCGGCCAGUGCCCACCUCUGAACUCCCUUGCCUCACUGCAUGGCCUCAUCCUCUUGUCCCCAAGUUCUUAAGCACAAUUGGGCUUCUUCCACCUCUAGGUUUACUGCUACUCUUAACCAAGGUUGUCUCUUACAACAAGGGCAGGAACCUGCUCCCCUAGGUCAUGACUCUGUGGGAGGGACACGGAGCCCCCCUUCCUUCACUGAGUUCUCUGGAUUUGUUCUCAGUGCCUUAGCAAUGGAAAACUUGUGCUUGUGUAUGUGUGUGUGUGGGGGGUCCCUGUCUCACACCUUCUCUACUCCUGUACUCCCCAGUGCCUUCCUUGUUCUGGUGGAGCUGGGGUUUUGCUGCUCCCCAGUCCCACAACACUACCAAAAAUCUGUGUGUGCCAAUGGAUGGGAGGCCAGCCCGUAACCACCUGGGGUCUGUGCCAUGUCCUGUCUCUGGGGCUGUCAGUUCUCUAUAGGUGGUUGAGGAGAAAGGUGGGGAAGCUUUCUCAGCCUUGCAGAUAAGUGUGAUAUUUACCAGCCAGAGCUCUGGGAGGCAAUGCUAUCUAUUUCUUAUCUUGGGACCAAAUUAAAAAUUAAAGCACAUCCCCACACAGUCAUGGAAGGCCCCCUGCCUUCUCAGAGCAGGGAGGCAGCUUUUCAGACUCAGCCCCAAACUUCGUUUACAUGGGUGGGGAGAUGGAGCAGGGGAGUAAGGGGGGGUGUAGAACUUGGGCUACUAGAACCAAAGGGGGGACUUUCUGGAGUAGGGGUGUAUCUCCCUCUUUUCUCUGAGCUGGAAUUAGGGAGGUUACUGCCCAGACCAAUGCCAACGGGAGGAGGGUGGGAGGGGCUCGGCCUCUUUGUCUAAAUGAGGCCUAAAUGGUAUGAAGUGCGACUUCUGCUUUUGUGUACCCCACCCCAUUACCGAAGCUGCCUUUGUGUUUGUGUCAAUAAAAAUCCAAACCCUG